UCUACUUGAAAUGUCAAAGAUGGCGCCGAUUUGUUGUUCUGUCCGUGUACAGCGACUAGUGUUCAAUAUUUGGAAUUUUAAGUGUAUUUUUGUCUCGGCCGAGUAAUUUUUUACCGAAAUCAUAACAAUUUACUUUGCCAUUAAUCAUUUUAUACGUUCGAUUAUAUGAAAUCCGCGACGGUAUCACGGAAAAUUAGUUUCAAACAUUUCAGUGUAAGUGGAAGUGAAGAGUGCAAUCGUCGUCAGUGGGGAAAAAAUUUGGUCAUAUUUUUGUCAUCAUAUAUGAGUCGGGAUUCUUGAAAACCACUCACUCUCCGUCUCAUGGGACUUUUUGUAUGGUUCGUGUGUUGCUUGAUGCGUGUGCGUAGACAAUCCCGAAUAUGAAAUGCAUAAUAUGAAAUGGCAACAAAUGGAUAUAAAAAUGUGAAUGAGAAAAUUCAAAUGUGAAAAAGAUAUUUGAUAUGGUCACAAAAAGUGGCAUAGAGGACAUAUUCCCAUUAGGAUAUGUGUAAAUGAUAAUCCGCGAGUGUAUUUUAGUGUCCAAUCCUGUUUGGCCGCGUAUGUUUUUAUGAUAUUCUGUGACACCUCAACCCCAGGCAUCAUCCAACCAAGGGACGCAUUGCAUUUUGCAAACAGAAAAUCACAAGGAAAUCAUGCGGAUAUCCUGCGGCAAGUCAUCAAAAACGUUCCUUAGUAGUUAGUUUCCUUGAAAAUCAGUCGUUUUUGUUUUUAUUGUGCGUGGUCAAGCGCUUGCGGUCAACAUCUUGUCAGAUUACCCACAAAGCCUAAGUCAAGUCCAAUUUCAAUCGUGCUCCGUUUGCAACUAUGAAGUGUUCUGGCUCGUCACGCUUUCCUGAGUAUUUUCACCGCUUUCGCGAAGGAUAUCGUAUGAAUUGUACUUAAAAAAAGUGCAUAGACUCCGUGGAAUUGCGAGCAAUACAGAAGAGCAGCAGUAGAAGCUGUGAUUGUGAAAGGGGGGCAGCGGCGACGCUAGUAAUCAAAGAAAAGUCCUCGCAGCCCCGUUUAAUGGACUGGACUCCACCGUCCGAUGCACUACGAAUAAACGCCACAGAAUAUAAGCAUCGUAAACUGGAACACAAGCAAUUCCGGCGAGCCCAGAACACUCCAUCACCGAUACUGCGGGUUACAGUCACUUACCUGGCCUAAUCGAAUCUCUCUCCUCGACUAAGGCGUAUUUUUGUAGUUUUAAAUAGCAAUUAACUGACAAGUAUUCGUUUAAAUAUUGCUCACAAUUGGCUGCCUGCCACUGUUCUCGCCGCUACAACAACAAUUCCUCUUCUCCGAUCUUCGACUGCUCAAUAUCAAAAUCAAAGAAAAGAUUUCAACGAAAUGAUGUCCGUCCUUUUACGAUCAACAUCAACCACGUCCUCCGAACGUUGCCAUUACGCUAUUUUCGUUGCCAUAGUUAUCCUCCUAGCCAUCGUACCAUAUUCAAACUCAUCACAGUCGGUGCCAAGCUCUCUAGACAUUGUCGCGCAAUACACACUGCCCGGCUCGUCGGUCCCUUCCUUUACAAAAGGACCCGGUUCUGGAUCAAAUGUCACUACAACGACCAAUCUGUCGUCCAGAGCCUACUUCACCCAUUUGGCCUACGACAGCAAGCGAUCGGUACUGUAUGCGGGGGCGACGAAUCGUAUCAUUCAAUUGGAUGAAAACCUCCUAGUGCUGGCCCAUGCCGUGACCGGGCCGAAACACGACAGUCCGCAAUGCCAUGCGGCCGGUUGCCCGGAAGAGGUGGAGACCUCGCAAACAAACAAUCACAACAAGAUUCUGAUCGUCAACCAAGUAGGGGACACCCUCAUCGCCUGCGGAAGCAUCCACCAAGGUGCCUGUGAAAUGUACAACUUAACAAAGUUCCCAGAUAACCCAAAGUUCAUUGGGAUCGCAUUGGCAGCUAACGACGAGCACCACUCAACCUACGCCUUCAUCGGUCCCUCGAAAUACAACGCAUGGCACACGUCUGACGUCCUCUACGUGGGGACCACAUUCACCACCGUGGGCGACUAUCGUCACGACGUUCCCGCCAUAUCCAGCCGGAAGCUGGACGACCUAAGCUUCGCCGAAUUCUCCAUACAACAGUCAAUUAUCAACAUCGACGUCAAGUACCGCGAUCAAUUCCUCGUCGAUUACGUUUACGGCUUCAACUCAUCCGAGUACGCGUACUUUAUGAUCGUCCAGAAGAAAUCACAUCUCGCCGAGGAAGCAGGCUAUGUUACGCGAUUGGCCAGGAUCUGUAUAAGUGAUUCGAACUACGACAGUUACACAGAGAUCACAAUACAAUGUCUCGCCACUCACUCCAAUGUUGAUUAUAAUAUUCUGCGAGACGCAAAGAUAACACAGGCAGGACAAAAAUUGGGCCAACAACUUGAUAUAAAACGCGAUGACUAUGUCCUUGUUGCAGCUUUCUCGCCGUCCAAAGAGAUUACAAAUCAACCGGAACCCAAGUCGGCAAUAUGCGUGUAUAGCUUGAAGGAGAUUGAUGAAGUCUUUGCCGAGAAUAUUCAUAUGUGUUUUAAUGGGACAAUUAAGGAUCGUAAUUUAGGAUAUAUAUCGGGCACAAUAAAUGAUGGAAAAUGUCCGCUUGUUGGGUCCAUCGGCAACAUUUUCAAUUUCUGUCCUGUUGGAUUAAAAAUAAGCGGGGUAUCGCCUAUAACUUCUCAUGCAUUGUUUCAUUUCGCCAAUGAAUCCAUCACAUCCAUAACGGCAACAACAACCGGUCCCCAUUCGUUAGCAUUUUUGGGGACAGAACAUGGAAGUAUUAAAAAGGUUAUGAUUUCAGGACGAACACCAGGUGAAUAUGAAGAAAUCCAAGUGGAUCCUGGCAAUAGGAUUCUACCUGACUCAAUGAUGCUUACAAAACAUAAUUAUCUUUAUGUACUAUCGCGCUCGAAGAUUACGAAACUUCGCGUUGAACACUGUGGGAUUUAUACAAACUGUUCAAGUUGCUUAGAAUCGCGAGAUCCUUUCUGCGGAUGGUGUUCACUGGAGAAACGCUGCACAAUUCGCAGUGCAUGUCAAAAGGACACUAGUGCAGCUCGAUGGCUGUCUCUCGGUAGCGGACAGCAAUGCAUUGACUUUGAGUCUGUUUCUCCUGAUAAAAUACCAAUCUCGGAAAUUACUACGGUACAGCUUGUGAUCAGGACUCUACCGGAACUACCGAUGAACGCUAAGUAUCGUUGCGUAUUCGGGAAUUCGACACCAAUCGAUGCAGAUGUUCUCGAGAGUGGACUCUCGUGCAUAACGCCACCAAUUGAGCAGCGUCCACAAAUCGAGCCAACUAAGGAUCAUGUCCUAGUUCCUUUGUCAGUCCGAAGUUCUGAGACCAAUAAGGAUUUCGUUUCGCGCUCAUUCGCUUUCUUCAAUUGUUCGCGACAUAAUACGUGUAGGAAGUGCGUCAAGAGUCAGUGGGACUGCAAUUGGUGCGUUUUCGAUAAUAAAUGCGUCCAUAAAUUGGAGCAUUGUCGAAAUUUGGAGAAUGUGAUCAAUAAGGAGAGUUCGUGUCCGCAUAUUACGGAUAGCUUGAAUCCCAUUCUGUUGCCUGUGAAAGUACCCAAGGAAAUCCGGUUGGAGAUUGACAACCUGCCGAAACCCAAGAGUGCGCAUACUGGAUUUUUGUGCACUGUUCAUGUUGAAGGGGCUCAGAUGCUCCUGCCUGCGCGUGUGGAAAACAACAAAUUCGUCGUUUGUGAGAAAACACCGUAUUCGUAUGAGGAAAAUACAAAUGAAUAUGUAGCAAAAGUCGACGUGAGUUGGAACAGGCAACAUUACAUUGACACAGCCUCUGUGAUCCUCUAUAAAUGCGACGUGCUUGGCUCCCAUCGAGAACAUGCGGAUUGUAGCCUGUGUGUAACGCGUCAUCCUAAAUAUCAGUGUUCAUGGUGCGUGAACUCCUGUGUUUACAAUGAGACCUGCUCCAUGGAUAAGCCCAAUGAGUGUCCACGGCCAAGAAUUGAUAUGAUCAAGCCACUGAGUGGACCAAUUGAAGGUGGAACCUUGGUCACUAUCGAGGGCAGUAAUCUAGGGAUACGUGAAGAAGAUGUACGAGGAAGAAUCAGCAUUGGAAAUGUGCCAUGUGAACUGGUCAAUUAUGAGAUUUCAGUGAAAAUAGAAUGCAGAACGGGAGCAGUAAGUCAUGAGUUAACUGCGCCAAUCAAAGUAUCCAAUGACGCGGGCUACACGGAAUCCAGUGUACAGUUUCAAUUCAAGAAUAUCAAAUUAGAAGGACUGCAACCAACUAUGGGUCCUAAAAGUGGUGGCACUCAAGUGUCUUUGAUUGGAAAGUAUCUGAAUAUUGGGUCGAAUAUUCGAGCGUAUUUGGACGAUUAUGAGUGCUAUAUAAACGUGACGCAAGCUUCGAGUAGUCGCCUGACAUGUAUCACCUCAGGUGCUCACGAUCCUAAGCCAAUCCGAACUCUGACCUUAUUUGUGGAUGGCGCAAAUAGGACGUAUAGCGCGUGCAGUAAAUACCAGCGAAAUAGCUACGAACUAAUGUCCAUGGCUUGUAGUAUUUAUAAUUAUACAGUGGAUCCAAGGAUCAUGCAAAUUAAGCCAUUGAAAAGCUUUGCCAGUGGGGGUCGAAUGUUGACUGUCCACGGGACACAUUUAGAUUCCAUCCAAAAGCCUGAAAUUGAGAUAUUCUAUGAAGGGGAGCGCGUGAACAAGAGUUCUUGCUAUGUCAUUAGCUCAAAUCAAAUGGAAUGCCCAUCGCCUGCGGUUAAUGCCCGAUUCAAUGCCUAUAAGAACAGCAUGGAUCGACCGGCUCUGUAUGAGAAUCUAAAGAGACGACGACGUAGCAUUAUCUCCCAAGACGGAAGCAGUUCUGGCUUACUAACAACAGUAGGAUAUCUAUCGAUCCCAACCGGUGGUAAUGAUAUCGCCAGCUUAAAGUCACGUGAAACACAGUUAAGUCUGCAGGUCGGCUUCAUCAUGGAUAAUGUGCAGACUGUCCGGGAUUUGAGCAAAUAUUUCCAGAACAUCAGAAGCACUAUUGUCUACGUGGACGAUCCGGUUUAUUCGCCGUUUCCUGGGGGGAUGAAGCUUUACAAGGGCGAUACGCUGGUCAUUGAGGGUGAAAAUUUGAACAUUGCUUCGGACGAAACAGAUGUGGUUGUAACAAUUGGGACGCAACAGUGUAAUGUGACCAGUUUAGCGCUAACCCAGCUAGUUUGCACCCCGCCAGAGACUCAACCAGCUCCUACAGAUGAAAAUAACGUACAAACCAGCACGGAUUUACCGCUGGUUGUGGUCCGUGUAGGACGACAUUUAACCUUCCCCAUUGGAUACUUAAAAUAUGAAUUACUUAAACCCUACACAUUUUCACAUGCAGUUCUCGGGAUAGCUGUAGGCAUUGUAAUUAUUGUAGUUCUACUAGUGGUCAUUCUGGUAAUUUAUCGUCGGAAGAGUACCCAAGCUGAACGCGAGUAUAAACGUAUUCAAAUACAAAUGGAUACCCUGGAAAGCAACGUCAGGUUGGAGUGUAAGCAAGCUUUCGCUGAGCUGCAAACAGAUAUGACUGACCUGACGGCGGAUUUAGAGAGUUCUGGGAUACCAACCCUUGAUCAUGUCAAUUAUAUCAUGAAAGUUUUCUUCCCGGGAGUUUCCGAUCAUCCAGUGUUGAAUUCGCCAAAGUUGAAACAAAAUACAGCCAGGACGAACUACGACACGGCCAUGAUGCAAUUCGAGCAGUUGAUAAGCAAUAAAUACUUCGUAUUAGCCUUUAUUGAAACUCUGGAAGCGCAAAAGUCAUUCAAUAUCCGCGACAAGGUCAAUGUGGCUUCAUUGCUGACUAUUGUGCUAAUGAAUAAAAUGGAAUACGCGACAGAAAUUCUGAAAUGCCUUUUACUCCGUCUAAUUGAUAAGUCUGUGAUGACAAAAUAUCCGCAAUUGAUGUUGCGUCGAACUGAAAGUGUCGUUGAAAAGAUGCUAACAAAUUACAUGGCCAUUUGCAUGUAUGAUUACUUAAAAGAAUAUGCCGGAUCCAGUUUAUUUUUGCUUUUCAAAGCGAUUAAACAUCAAAUUGAAAAGGGUCUGGUUGAUGCAGUUACACACGAUGCUCGCUAUUCACUAUCGGAGGAGCGUUUGCUUCGUGAACAAAUUGAACAUUCCGUCGUUACCUUACAUAUCGUUCAAGAUGAUCUCGACGAGAAGAUUCAGUGUAAGGUGUUGGACUGUGAUACAAUAUCUCAGGUUAAAUCAAAGAUAUUGGAUGCACUAUUUAAGAAUACUCCAUUCUCAAUGCGCCCUUCAGUUCACGAAGUUGAUUUAGAGUGGCGUCAUGGACGCGGAGGACAUUUAACAUUGCAAGAUGAGGAUCUGACCACGAAAACAGUGAAUGGCUGGCGAAGACUGAACACCUUGGCACAUUACGGGGUUAAAGAGUCAGCUGUUAUGUCCCUGAUUGCGAGGCAGAAUGAUAGUUACAACUAUAGUAAACAGCAGCCGUUUGCCAAUUUCUAUUAUAUUAACAAUUCACAAUCACACAUCAUCAUGAAUGGAGACCUGGAGUCGGGACUGCAACAGCCUCGUGUAUAUCAUUUAGUGAAACCGCCUAUCCUCAUGACCGAUCAUCAUUUGAAUCUAAAAAACUCAACUGUGUCCUCCUCACAUGUUGCUUCCGCAGCUCAGGCUGCGACUGAACGGACACACAAAGCUAUCCCAGAGAUAUUCCUUACCCGUCUCUUAGCCACAAAGGGGACUAUCCAGAAAUUCGUCGAUGAUUUCUUCGCUACAAUUCUAACAGUUAACGAAGAACUACCGCCGGCAGUUAAAUGGCUCUUUGAUCUAUUAGACGAGGCUGCACGUAGACAUAAUAUAACCGAUCCAGAAAUCGUGCAUGCAUGGAAAUCAAAUAGUUUACCAUUGCGAUUUUGGGUAAAUUUCAUAAAAAAUCCAGAUUUCAUUUUUGAUAUCAAUAAAACAACAACCGUGGAUGCGUGCCUGAGUGUAAUUGCACAAACAUUUAUGGAUGCCUGUUCGACAACAGAACAUCGUUUAGGGAAGGAUUCACCAUCGAAUAAGCUGUUAUUUGCAAAGGACAUUCCACAAUAUAGAGAAAUGGUUAAGCAAUUCUAUCGUGAAGUUGCACAACUGCCGCAAAUAAGUGAUCAAGAGAUGGGAACAGCUAUGCAACAGCUUUCCGUACAGCAGACUGAUGAGUUUGAUACAAUUGCAGCGCUGAAAGAACUCUACAUAUAUGUUACAAAAUACAGGGAUCAGAUAAUGCAUACACUUGAAUUAGAUACAAAUUGCAAAAAAAUGCAUUUAGGUCAUAAGUUAGAGAAUGUGGCCUGUACAUUAGAAGGUGAUGAAACAUCAGCUUGCUGACAUAAAGAUUUAAGUGAUCCCUUUAAAGACGACGGCGGCAGCCAUAAUUGCGUUGAUAUCAUUGCAGUAAAGCAGUUGAUUGUGACUGAACUUAAAUGCCUACUAUUAUUAUCGUACUAAGAGAACUGAAAGAGAACUGAUCUUAAUGGUCCCCGAUGAUUGCUGUCAUUAAUUGUAGUAGUGAUAUUGUGUAAUUGUAGCAGUAACAAUGUUGCAAGAAAAAAGAAAAAAAGAAAAACAAAACCUACAAAGCGAUGACGACAUUUAAUAAUAAUGAUAAGAAGAAAAAUUCUGUUCAAAAAAAGUUCCAUUUUGGUCACAUUCCUUGAUCUUACAUGUUUGUGUUUUGCUUGUACAUAACAUGGUACAUUCUUCAUCCUCUUUUUCUCUCCCUUUUUUUUUUUAUACUUCACAAAAGUCCACAUUUAGUUGUAGUAACUCCUCGGUGCAGAGAAUAUCCAUGACAUUUUUAAUCAAUGUUCCGGGAAUGUCCGAUAUCAUUGCAGUAGCAGUUUUCACUCCCUAUUUUUCCGCCCCUCAUGUUAUUUAGUUGUUUUUUUGUUUUUCAGCCCAUUAGUAAUUUAAAUACAAAAGAAAAUCGGUUAUUCAUAGAAGGAUUGAAAACGGUUUACAGAUUCUAGAAUGGGGUGUGUAACGCUCCUCUGACAAGUUCUCAAUUUUUCAUACUUCCAAUUGUGAUAUUUUAUACUAUUUUCCAAUUUUUUUAUAUGAAUAAGGUUAACUUUAUGGUAAUUUUUAAGUUAGUCGCUACUCUGUUUUGUAUGGAAAACAAUCCUGCCAAUUUCCCCUUUCGAAAGUUAAGACACUUUUCUUUUUCCUCCACUAAUUCCCCCAAUUAACCCAUUUUGCCUUUUCUUUCACGAUAAUUUUUGAACAGAAUUUCUAACGAAUCUCUUAAUGUUCGAUUUCGGUGCGUUAAAUGAAGAAAAAUCCUCUUAAUUUCAUUUUUUUUAGCAGUAAGUUAAGAAAUGAUGAAAAACAAAAAAAUGAUAUUAGUUUUUAGGUGAAAACAGAACAGUAUAACAUAAAAAGGUAAUUUUAAAGUAUGUAAGGAAUGUAUAAGAAUUAUAUAUAUAGAAGGAAAAAAAAAAUGGAACGCAUUUAUUAACAAGCACAUAUGACUACUUAGUAAAAGGAAAAGAAAACAUCAAUCCGAGACAGAAGGAGCGAAAGUAUUUUUUUUGUAAGUUAUCUACGAGUAUACACUAUUAUUUACAUGCCUUCCUUAAGCCUUACAACGAUUCUGUUCUUAUUCCUUCGAAUAAAUGACAUCAAAUCGCGGAAAACUCUGCUCUCUGCUUCUCCACCUUACUCCUAACUAUAUUAUUUUAUAAUUUAUUUGGUAGCAGAGAUAUACGUAGAUAUAUUUUACAUAAUUUCUUCAGAUUGUAAAUACUGGCCUUUAUUUAUAUAAAUAUUUAGACGUUUAAAUACGAAGAAGUAUUCUUUGGGCAGCGUGUAUUCAACACUCUCAUUUCUAUGUUAAUAACAAGCGUAUAAUGCAGGAUAUUCGUAAUGGCAGACAAACCGGACUGAGAAAUAUUUUACGAAUAGAGACAUAAGAAAAUUACAGAAAAAGUUGAUCACAGA
Molecule: messenger RNA, 8955 nt
Organism: Hermetia illucens (black soldier fly)
Lineage: Eukaryota; Metazoa; Arthropoda; Insecta; Diptera; Stratiomyidae
Gene: PlexB
Product: plexin-B
Exons: 12
Coding region: 1351-7344 (1997 amino acids)
Biological process (GO): positive regulation of axonogenesis; negative regulation of cell adhesion; semaphorin-plexin signaling pathway involved in axon guidance
Cellular component (GO): semaphorin receptor complex
Molecular function (GO): semaphorin receptor activity; protein binding
Source: RefSeq, a predicted model, not a curated record